Messenger RNA from Physella acuta, 888 nucleotides. RefSeq names its product putative ankyrin repeat protein RF_0381. Gene Ontology annotation, molecular function: protein binding. Lineage: Eukaryota; Metazoa; Mollusca; Gastropoda; Physidae. The record is from RefSeq and is a predicted model, not a curated record.
AUGGGACGAGCUACGGUCUCGAUCCAAGGAUUCGAACCUGAGACUACAACAGCUUACACUGAGACAGAUAUUGAAGAUAACUCAGAUGACCUUCCCCCAGAAAAGAAAACGAAGAAAUCGGAUUUCCUCAACCAAUUGCUGAACCAACGCAACGAACAUGGCGAAACAGGCCUGCUUGUUGCUGUUGAAUUUGGAAGAACAAAUCAUCUGAAAACUCUCAUCCAAGCAGGCGCAGAUGUUAAUGUUAAAACCAACAACGAAGAAGCAGCUUUGAUGAUAGCCGUUAAAAAGUCGUUUAACAUCAUUGCUCAACUGUUAAUCACUGUCAAAAGCGAUAUCAGUUUAAAGAACACAAAGGGAGAAUCAGCAAUACUCAUUGCAGCUGAGAUGGGAAACGUUGAAAUUUUACGAUGUCUGUUAGAAGCUGGGGCUGACAUUAAUGAUAAGUCCAACACUGGUGAUACCCCGCUUAUUUUAUCGAAAAAUGAAGAAACAGCAGAAUCUAUCAUUCAAAGUGGUGCCGAGUUAGCUCAUGUUAAUCAUGACGGUGUCACAGCCCUGCACACAGCUACAAGAAACUCGAGGUUUAAACUGGUCAAGUAUUUUGUUGAACUAGGUCUUGACGUCAACACAACUAACGGCGCUGGAGAAACGGCUCUAAUCAUUGCGGUUUUACUUUUUAAAACCAUAUCUGAGACAUCAUCAUCUUAUUUUUACAGUAGUACAAUUGAUAAAGAUAAAAAAGCCCUGAUACAGAAAAUGAUACAUUUUCUCAUAGACAGCAAGGCUGAUGCUUCUGUACAAGACAGGACAGGAAAAACAGCUCUGAUGUACGCACAUGAAGCUGGCUGUAACGAAACGAUAAUAAACAUGCUUGAAAGUAAAUAG